Molecule: messenger RNA, 1757 nt
Organism: Cryphonectria parasitica EP155
Lineage: Eukaryota; Fungi; Ascomycota; Sordariomycetes; Diaporthales; Cryphonectriaceae
Exons: 4
Coding region: 1-1176 (391 amino acids)
Source: RefSeq, a predicted model, not a curated record
AUGUACCUCUCACCCAGUUCCCCGCUUUCGGUAACUUCGCUGCCAUCGCCACGAGGUAGCGCGCAUCGCCACGAGUUCGAGCUUGCCGGCGGUAUCGAGGACUGGGAGGACGUUAGGGGCGCAGAUGUCGAUCGCUACGGCUUCAUCCAGCCGGGGAGCAGGCGGCCUAUAUCCAGGGCGAGCAGUGCCCAGGCCAUCAAGGCGGCGCAGGACAGGGAGGCCAGGAGGACCGAAAAAUGGAGAAACAUGGCCAAGAUGAUCGAGGGCGUCCAGGUCGAGUUCGACACCAGAAGCCCGAAGCUCAUCGAGAGGACAUGGAAGGGCAUCCCCGACCGCUGGCGCUCCUCGGCCUGGUACUCAUUCCUGGCGUCGAGUGCACGGGAUGCCAAGUCUGAGGUGACAGACCAGGAGCUCAUCGCCCAGUUCCACAGCCUGCAGGAGGUCAGCUCCUCCGACGAUGUGCAGAUCGACCUGGACGUGCCCAGGACCAUCAAUAGGCACAUCAUGUUCCGAAAGAGAUACCGAGGCGGCCAGAGGCUGCUGUUCCGUGUCCUCCACGCACUGUCCCUGUAUUUUCCAGACACAGGGUACGUGCAGGGCAUGGCAGCGCUGGCGGCCUCUCUGCUGUGCUACUACGACGAGGAGCGGUGCUUUGUGAUGCUGGUCUGGCUGUGGCAGUUCCGGGGCCUGAAACGACUUUACCAGCAUGGCUUUGGUGGGCUUAUGAUCGCACUGCAAGAUCUCGAGAAAUAUUGGCUCAAGGGCAAGCCAAUCUCCCAGAAGCUCAAUGAUCUUGGGAUCGACCCCACGGCCUACGGUACGCGUUGGUACCUCACGCUCUUCAACCUGUCGAUACCCUUUCCUGUCCAGCUGCGUGUCUGGGACGUGUUCAUCCUGCUUGGCGGUUGUCCGCCAACACUCGAGCCGAGCAGCGGAAAGGCGAAGCAGAAGGAGCAGGCCAAUGAGCCUGAGAGCGACAUGAUCUUUGACGGACUCGACAUCAUCCACGCGACCGCCGCAGCACUGAUUGAUAUACACAGAGAUGUGAUCAUCGACGGCGAUUUUGAGAACGUCAUGAAAGGCCUCACAUCUUUCCAGGAAGUCAAGGACGAAGACAAGUUCAUCAACCUCGUCAGGGCGGAGUGGAACACACAUCGAGGGAAGAAGAAGGGGUAGGACCUCUCCGCCAUCCCCGAAGUCGACUCUACGGAUGACGAGGAUGACGACACGAGUCCAAACUUACUUGGUUAUCACAUCAAGUCGUACUUGCAGAUACCGGAUCUGUUUGCGUCCUGGGGGAGCAAGGAAACACAGAGCUCAGCCGGACGAAGUUAGGGAUCGCAGGCCUCCUCCCAUGUGCUCUCAUGCUGGCCGUCACUACACCAUCACCCCGAUUCUUCUACAACAACAACUACCACUAGGCCUUCGGGCGGACCACGACUACCAUCACCGUUAUUGUCGAUAUUCUUUUGUCAUCAGCCACUUUGUUUCUGAUUUCAAGGGGAAAAAAGAAACAAGUAUAGGAUAGGCUAUGCGGGCUGCUUUUCUUGACGACCCACCAUAUACCCCCACCCCGCGCCUCUUUUUUUAUUUAUAUUUUGUUGAUAUCACCAUACCCCAGUUUCAAGACCUUAUGGAGCCAAAUUGGUCAAGGCCCACACUUUCGUAUUUGUUGUAUUGUCUGGAAGGACAGGACAGGCAGGCUGGGUAGGAAUGGUUUAGUAAGAUAAUCAAAUUGUGCUCAAGAUGCACAACGG